Messenger RNA from Candidula unifasciata, 2391 nucleotides. NCBI's taxonomy places the organism in Eukaryota, Metazoa, Mollusca, Gastropoda, Stylommatophora, Geomitridae. The record is from the annotation of a GenBank genome assembly.
AUGGUUAUCUUCUGGUGGUGUGUGUUCUCAUUAUCCUUGCUGUCAUCCAUAUGCGGAACUCUACAUUUACACAGAUUAUGUCACGUAAGUAGAGUUUUAAUUUCCACUGUGUUACAGGUUGCUGAAUCUUACCCAAAAUCAAGAGCAAAAGAUCUUUUUGAAGCUGAAAUUACUUUGAUCAACAGGGGACUAAAAGUUUUUCCAAACUCUGGGUGGAGUAUAUUUUUUAACCAGGUACUUUUAAACUGCCCCAGAACCAGGAGUCCACUUCAUCACUGGAAUGGAGAACUGUACAGCCUGGAACCCACGGACACAUUUUCAGACAUAAACCCUGGUGAUGUUAAAGCCAUCCGCUACUACAGCAGAUGUUGCAGCGUGACUUUUACUGAUGCACUUCCAAACUGGCCUGUGAAAAUAGUUGCAUACAACCCUUCUUCAACAGUAAAUGUGCUCAGCGGUGGAUGGGAGAUUGUGUCUGAUUCCCUCUUCAACACCUCUGUCUCAGCUCUACAGGAAAAAUGGAAGCUUAGCCUAACAAAAUCACUGCCCAAGCAUAAAUACAUUCAUUUAAUCAACAUGGAAGUCUCAGUUGAAUCAAAUGGUAGACAACUGGCAAAAAAUGAAGCAUAUGAGCUUUCGGUGAGUCCAGCAACAGAGUCUAUUACAGUCAAAGCUUCACAUGCUGCUGGUGCCUUUUAUGCCAUACAGUCUCUUUUCAGUCUAACAGACGAAGAGGGAAAUAUCCCAGAAACAACAAUUACAGAUGGGCCUCGCUAUAGAUACAGGGGACUGAUGAUUGACGUUGCCAGAAAUUUUCAUGGGAAAGAAACCAUAAUGAAAUACAUUGACGCCAUGGCUAUGUACAAGCUGAAUAAGCUUCACUUUCACUUGACAGAUGAUGAGGGAUGGAGACUGGAAAUACCUGGCUUGCCAGAACUAACAGAAAUAGGAGGCAAGAGAUGCCACAACCCUUCAGAAACAGUUUGUCUUUUACCUUUUCUUGGAUCAGGACCCCAUUCUGUAGCUCCAGGGUCUGGAUUCUAUACAACUGAAGACUAUAGAGCCAUUCUUCGCCAUGCUGCAGCCCGCCAUGUUGAAAUUAUUCCUGAGAUUGAUAUGCCAGGACAUAGCCAUGCUGCCAUUAAAGCCAUGCAUGCCAGAUUUGUAAAACUUGCUUCAAGUGAUCCAGUAGAAGCUGCAAGAUACCUUCUGUCAGAUUUGCAGGAUGUAUCCCAGUAUGCAUCAGUACAAAAUUUUAAAGAUGGAGCAGUGAAUCCUUGCAUUCAGUCUACAUAUAUUUUCAUUAGCAAAAUUAUGAAGACAUUAGUAGAACUCCACCAAGAUAUAAGCCCACUCAAAACUUUCCAUUAUGGUGGAGAUGAAGUUCCAAGAGCAGCCUGGAUAGAUUCUCCACUUUGUAAGAAAUUUGAUGCAGAAAGACUUGAUAAGUCUUUAAAGCAGGUUUUCGCUGAGAGUGUCAGCAAAAUUGCUGCUCGCUACAACUUAGAUCUUGCUGCCUGGGAGGAUGGUCUUUUGAAGGAAGGAACACCCCUGCCCAGAAGUACAUUUUCUCAAAACAACAUUUAUAUUUAUGCUUGGAAUAAUCAGUGGGCAAUACAGCAAGCAAAACUAGCGUAUACAUUUGCAAAUGCAGGAUACAAGGUUGUGUUAACACCAGCCACAAAUACAUAUUUUGACCAUCCAUAUGAACCAGACCCAACAGAGAGAGGAUUGAUUUGGGCAACACGAUUCAUCAGCACAAAAAAGGUUUUUACCAUUACACCAGAGAAUAUCUACACCAUUGAAGGCACUACAAUGAGUGGACAGCAUAUUCCAGAGUGUUUACCACAGAUCCAAGACACUCAGUGUCCAGCGCUGGAAGACAAAAAUAAUAUUGAAGGAAUUCAAGCGUCACUGUUUGGAGAGCUUUUACGAAAUGAGCAAAUUAUGGAUUACAUGGUCUUCCCACGAUUGCUUGCUUUAGCAGAAAGGGCAUGGCAUGCAGCCAACUGGGAAAACGAACCUGACAAAAUUAAAAAACAAGCAGACAUGGAUGAAGACUGGGUCAAGUUUGCAAACACUCUUGGUCAUAGAGAACUGGCUCGGCUGGACAGUAGAGGAUAUUUAUAUAGAAUACCACCCCCAGGUGCAAUUGUCCACACUAAUAAAGUGAAAGCUUCGGUAGAAUUUCCUGGUCUCCAAGUCCAAAUAUCAACAGAUGAAGGCAAUACAUGGACUCAUAUACCUCCAGAAGGUAUAAGCAAACAAGCUGAGGAAAAAAUUAUACUUCGCACAAAAGCAGCAGCUAGUGAUCGCUACAGUAGGAUUGUCCAUUUGGAUUACCAAGGCGGAAAACCUGGUCUUUCAGCUAAGUCAUUCAAGAAAUUAUAA